Messenger RNA from Drosophila obscura, 755 nucleotides. RefSeq names its product ataxin-8. The transcript is spliced from 2 exons. NCBI's taxonomy places the organism in Eukaryota, Metazoa, Arthropoda, Insecta, Diptera, Drosophilidae. Bases 82 to 432 code for a protein of 116 amino acids. The record is from RefSeq and is a predicted model, not a curated record.
GGCAGAGCAACUCGAAUAAAUCCAAGCAGUUUAUAGAAGUUUUUCAAACGUACAAGAUCGCCAGCCGGAAAUCAAUACACAAUGAAUUUUAUGCUGGUUGUAUUUAUGGCUUUGUUUGCCCUGUCAGCGGCUCAGUUUGGUGGACCCUUUGGUGGCUUUAUACGGGAGCUGGAGCAAUUUGAACAGCCUCGAGAACAACAGCAGCAGCAACAGCAGCAGCAGCAACAACAGAGCGGCUUUGGUGGUGGACAGCAGCAGCAGGAGCAACAGCAGGAGCAAGGUGUCAUCCUUAGGGGUCCCUUUGGCGGUAGUCUUGAAUUCUUUCAAGGACAACAGCAAGAGCAACAGCAACAGGGCGGAGGAGGAGGUCAACAGCAACAACAGCAACAACAGCAGCAGCAGCAGGAGAAUCUAUUCGAUCUUUUUGGUUGAGCUAGUCAUUCCUAAUGAUCAUAAACGUAGACAUAAAAACUAAAAUUACUUCUAAAAAAAUUACCACACAAAAUUCUAUUAUGUACUCGUAAAAAGCAGACGCAGACUGAGACUUGAGAUUGCCUGGCGAAUUGUUUGAUUAAUUUUUGUAUUACUACAUAGUUGAGAGCGUCGGAAUCCUAAUCAUUUUGACCACAAGUGGAGGCCAACAGCGGACUGUUAAUGAGAUUUCCAAGUACUUUUUUUUUUUAAUGUUCUUGAAAGUUUUUUUGUUUUUCUGGCAUUUUGGAAAGGUUAAAUAUUUCGAUCUAGAUUUGGCAAGA